Peronospora belbahrii is the source of this 576-nucleotide messenger RNA. The record is from the annotation of a GenBank genome assembly. NCBI's taxonomy places the organism in Eukaryota, Oomycota, Peronosporomycetes, Peronosporales, Peronosporaceae.
AUGUUUGUAUUUGAUUGGUUUUACAAUGUAUUAGGCUACUUGGGACUGUACCACAAGAAUGCCAAGAUCUUGUUUCUAGGUCUGGAUAAUGCUGGCAAGACUACUCUUUUGCAUAUGCUAAAGGAUGAUCGUGUUGCAGUGCAUGAACCCACACUCCAUCCGAAUUCGGAAGAACUGAUUAUUGGCAAAUUACGUUUGCGUACGUUUGACUUGGGCGGACAUGAAACAGCACGUCGACUAUGGCGAGACUACUUUGCAACGGUGGAUGGUGUGGUGUUUGUUGUGGAUGCACUGGACCGUGAACGCUUUCCGGAGUCGAAGCGUGAACUGGACACGCUACUGGGCUAUGACGAGCUAGCUAAUGUACCGUUCUUGGUACUGGGUAACAAGAUUGAUGUGCCACGUGCUGCAUCUGAGGAGGAACUACGCAGUGCACUAGGUCUGUACGAGACGUACGGCAAGGAAGCUCGUGGUGACAAAGAUACCAGCAUUCGCCCUAUUGAACUGUACAUGUGUUCUGUGGUUCGUCGGAUGGGCUAUGCGGACGGCUUUCGCUGGAUGGCACAAUUCUUGUAG